Molecule: messenger RNA, 1426 nt
Organism: Triticum aestivum (bread wheat)
Lineage: Eukaryota; Viridiplantae; Streptophyta; Magnoliopsida; Poales; Poaceae
Product: DIBOA-glucoside dioxygenase BX6
Exons: 2
Coding region: 126-1235 (369 amino acids)
Source: RefSeq, a predicted model, not a curated record
UGAAAUCAGGGGAGCCAAACGAGCUGUAAUUUCUUUUGGUUUCCUCCUGCCUAACAUUUCUUUAUCUUGGUUAUUACAGAUCAGAUCUAACCCUCCUGCCUCGCCCUCAACAUCCUCACCAAGGAAUGGCCACCGAGGGACAGAGCGGCGGCGGCGGCGCUAACUCCGGCGAGGGCAGGAGCUUCGUCGACGCCAACCGUCUCCGGGACCUGCAAGCUUUCGACGACACCAGGGCCGGCGCCAAGGGCCUCGCCGACGCCGGCGUCCGCCACGUCCCCGCCAUCUUCCACCACCACCCCGACGCCCUCGCCCCGCACGCCGUCUCCACCCGCGUCGCCAUCCCCGUCAUCGACCUCUCCGGCCGCCGGGCGGAGGUGGUGGCCGCGGUGAAGGAGGCGGCCGAGACGGUGGGCCUCUUCCAGGUGGUGGCGCACGGCGUGCCGGAGGCGGCCAUGGCGGGGAUGCUGGCGGCGGUGCGGCAGUUCCACGAGGAGCCGGUGGAGGCCAAGGCGCGCUACUACACGCGGGACGCGGGCAGGAGCGUCCGCUACAACUGCAACACGGACCUCUUCCAGGCGCCCGCGGCCCGGUGGCGCGACACCCUCUACCUGGACGACCCGGACAAGCUGGCUGCGGAGGAGCCUCUCCCUCCGGCGUGCAGCGGCAUCGUGCCGCGCUACACCCUGCUGAUGCGGCAGCUGGGGCGGUCCCUCUUCGGGCUGCUGUCGGAGGCCCUGGGGGUGCGGCGCGGCCACCUGGAGGAGCAGGCCGGUUGCAUGGAGGCGGUCACCAUGUUCGCCCACUACUACCCGGCGUGCCCGCAGCCGGAGCUCACGCUGGGCGCCGGCCGGCACUCGGACCCCAGCUUCGCCACCGUGCUGCUCCAGGACAGCGUCGGCGGCCUCCAGGUGCUCGUGGAGGAGGAGGAGGAGGGUGGGAGUGGCCCGGCGUGGGUGGACGUGCCGGUGGUGCCGGGGGCGCUGGUGGUGAACGUGGGCGACUUCCUCCAGCUCGUGUCCAACGGCCGCUUCCACAACGUGCUGCACCGCGUGGUGGCCAAGGACGUGGGUCCCCGGAUCUCGGUGGCCUGCUUCUUCCGCGCGAACGGCGCGACGGUGUGCGCGCCGGUGGUGGACGCCGGGAGUGGUUCACAGGCGAGGUACCGGACGGUGACGGCGGAGGAGCUGCUGGGGUCGCCGAGGGCGCAGAACCGGCUCCGUGACCUCCGGCUCUAGACAGCUCUCCUCCGGCCUCUAGCUAAGCUACUCCUAGCAACCUCUGAAUUAGACAAGUUGUGAAGAGGGGAGGAAACAGAAGAGAAGAGAGUAGCCUGGUACUUGCCCAAGCAGCUUCAGAGGCUGGUUGUGGCCUCCAUGUAUGUUUCUGCUUGCUUACUGAUAUUGGAGAUAUAUAGAUGGUGUGGCCC